GCGCAGGGAACCCGUUUCCUUCUGGAGAGCAGCUCUUAACGGUCUCAGGCUGCUGGACAUUUAUUGGACGCUUUUCUGUUUUCUGAAGAAUAAAAACAAGUUAAUAAGGUCUCCCUCAGCAUCAUGUCUGUCACUACAUGGGAGGUUCUGGCUGAUAAUCUUCUAAUAACGAAAGAGAGGAAUUCAAUUGUUGAUCACAAGAUUUCAAAUCCUGUAGAAAUAAAACAGGAACCGGGGGAAACAGAUCCACAGCAGAUCACUGAGACGAAACAGGAACCAGAACUUCUGUCAAUGAAAGAAGAAGAGACUCAACUGAGGAUCUUCCAGGAUGAUGGGCAGAUUUUACCAAAGCAGGAGAACAACACUUCUAUGGCGAUUCCUGCUGAUGAGGAAAUAUUCCAUAAUGAGCCAGAACUGGAGCAGAUGAUGGAGACAAAGGAGGAACCAGAACUUAUCCAGAUUAAAGAGGAGCAGGAGGAUUUCUGCAGUGAUCAGGAUGGGAAGCAGAUUGUACUAAAACAGGAACCUGUUGAGCUAAGGGACGGCAGUGAACCAGAACCAAACAAGAACCAGAACCUCUCUGGGAUCCAUCCUGAAGAUGCGAACCGUCAUGAACAAGGAAGCAACCAGGAAGACUCAGGAUCCAGUAAAGAUACAGAUCUGGACAUCAGAAAUAUCAGGGACAAUCUGGACAGUUCAGAACUAGAACAUCAUAAAAAUGUUCCUUCUUGUGAAAUAUGUGGCAAAUCCUUCACAAGACGUAAAUACUUGACGUCUCACAUGCAAACUCAUACAGGAGAGAAGCCAUAUUCCUGUAGGCUCUGUGACAAAUCGUAUAAGCGGAGUAGCGAGUUAGCACGUCACAUAAAGGCUCACACAGGUGACAAACCCCACCCUUGUGAAUUGUGCAGUAAAUCUUUCAGACAGAGCAGUGAGUUGGUGGGUCACAUGAGAACCCAUACAGGUGAGAAGCUGCAUGUGUGUAAGGUGUGUGGUAAAUCUUUCAGUGGCAGCAGUAGCAUGGCUCGGCACAUGAGAACUCACACUGGAGAGAAACCCUUUGCUUGCAAAGUGUGUGGCAAGUCUUUUGCUUUUAUUAGCCGUUUGAAUGUUCACACAAGAAUCCACACAGGAGAAAGACCAUAUUCUUGUGAAGUCUGUGGUAAGUCCUUCAGGAAAAACUGCCAUUUAACUAUUCAUAUGAGAACACACACAGGCGAGAAGCCAUAUUCCUGUGAAGUUUGUGGUAAAUCGUUUAGUGAAUGUAGCAGAGUGGACAGACAUAUGAGGAGUCAUACACACGAGAAGCCGUAUACUUGCACAGUUUGUGGUAACUCCUUCCGGUACGGCAGCAAUUUGACUGAACACAUGAUAACUCAUACGGGCGAAAAGCCCGACUCCUGUGAGGUGUGUGGUAAAUCUUUUACUGAAUGUGGUAGCAUGGGCAGACAUAUGACAACUCACAAAGCAGAGGAGAGAUAGUCAACACAUGGCCAUGUGCUUGUGAGACUGUCGUCGUUGUCAUAGUUCAUACACUGUGCAGUUUGACCCGGGCCUGAAAGGCCACAUUGUAAAAUGGUUGACACAGCAUCAGUACAUCCCUCCUGAAGUCUGAACAUACCUGUAAACGUUUAACUCUGAGGUUUAAUGCACAUUUGAAAGCAAAUGUAGUUUGUCGUAACAUGACAGAGCAAAGAUUGCAAAAGUGGAGCGAGAUCAAGUUUGGAAGAGAGGAGCUCAGAUAUGCGUUUAACUUGGGGCUGAACUGGGACGGCAGGUUGGGGAAUCACAAUGGAGAACCAGAGGAGGUGCAUUUCCUGGAACAUCACAAAUUAAUUCAUAAUUAGCUUUUUAUUGAAACGAGAUGUAAUUGGAAAUAAAGGUGA
Messenger RNA from Poeciliopsis prolifica (blackstripe livebearer), 1886 nucleotides. RefSeq names its product zinc finger protein 37-like. Lineage: Eukaryota; Metazoa; Chordata; Actinopteri; Cyprinodontiformes; Poeciliidae. The transcript is spliced from 2 exons. The record is from RefSeq and is a predicted model, not a curated record. Gene Ontology annotation, cellular component: nucleus. The coding region runs from base 124 to 1482 and encodes 452 amino acids.